Gavia stellata (red-throated loon) is the source of this 1197-nucleotide messenger RNA. RefSeq names its product bone morphogenetic protein 2 (gene BMP2). The transcript is spliced from 2 exons. Gene Ontology annotation, cellular component: extracellular region. Gene Ontology annotation, molecular function: cytokine activity; BMP receptor binding; growth factor activity. The coding region runs from base 1 to 1197 and encodes 398 amino acids. Lineage: Eukaryota; Metazoa; Chordata; Aves; Gaviiformes; Gaviidae. Gene Ontology annotation, biological process: BMP signaling pathway; SMAD protein signal transduction; negative regulation of transcription by RNA polymerase II. The record is from RefSeq and is a predicted model, not a curated record.
AUGGUUGCCGCGACCCGCUCCCUCCUGGCGCUGCUGCUCUGCCAGGUGCUGCUGGGCGGCGCGGCCGGCCUCAUGCCGGAGGUGGGCCGGCGGCGCUUCAGCGAGCCGGGCCGCGCCGCCUCGGCCGCGCAGCGCCCCGAGGACCUCCUCAGCGAGUUCGAGCUGCGCCUGCUCCACAUGUUCGGGCUGAAGCGGCGGCCCAGCCCCGGCAAGGACGUCGUCAUCCCCCCCUACAUGCUGGACCUCUACCGCCUGCACGCGGGCCAGCAGCUGGGGCAGCCGCCGGCCCUCGGCUACCCGCUGGAGAGGGCCGCCAGCCGCGCCAACACCGUCCGCAGCUUCCACCACGAAGAAGUUUUGGAAGAACUGCCAGAAGCAAGUGGGAGAACAGCACGGCGUUUCUUCUUCAAUUUAACUUCCAUCCCUAAUGAGGAGUCUAUCACCUCAGCUGAACUCCAGAUUUUUCGGAAACAGGUGCACGGAGCCCUUGAGAACAACAGCAGCUACCAUCACCGUAUUAAUAUUUAUGAAAUUAUAAAGCCAGCCACAGCCACCUCUAAGGACCCUGUCACAAGACUUUUGGACACCAGGUUGGUGCAUCAUAAUGCAAGUAAAUGGGAAAGUUUUGAUGUAACGCCAGCUGUUUUGAGGUGGAUUGCACAUGGACAACCUAAUCAUGGGUUUGUCGUAGAGGUGGUUCACUUGGACAAAGAGAACAGUGCCUCCAAGAGGCACGUUAGGAUUAGCAGGUCUUUACAUCAGGAUGAAGAUAGCUGGUCUCAGCUCAGGCCAUUGUUAGUAACGUUUGGGCAUGAUGGCAAGGGACACCCGCUUCAUAAAAGAGAAAAGCGUCAAGCAAAACACAAACAGCGUAAACGCCACAAAUACAGUUGCAAAAGGCAUCCGUUAUAUGUGGACUUCAAUGAUGUGGGGUGGAAUGACUGGAUUGUUGCCCCGCCGGGGUAUAGUGCCUUUUACUGCCACGGGGAAUGUCCUUUUCCGCUGGCAGAUCAUCUAAACUCAACAAACCAUGCCAUUGUUCAGACUUUGGUCAAUUCAGUGAAUUCCAAAAUCCCCAAGGCUUGCUGUGUGCCGACAGAACUGAGUGCUAUUUCCAUGCUCUACCUUGAUGAGAAUGAAAAAGUUGUAUUAAAGAACUAUCAAGAUAUGGUUGUGGAGGGUUGUGGGUGCCGCUAA